GGUGUUUUCGUUUCUUUGGCCGGUAGUUCUCGAAGUUCCUUUUGCAAAAGUUUAAUACAUAUUGUAACCCUUCUCUCCCGAAGGCUGUUUACCCUACUUGUAUCUUGAGUUUUUCUUAUUUCCUCAGAAAAAUAGCCAACUGACCCAUUCAGUUUUUCAGAUAUUCCGCCGCUUGUCACCUAGCAACGUCUUUUAUUUAUGAUAGUGGUUUUAUGGCGCCGUUUUAUCUAUAGUGAUUUAUUAUUGUACUAGUUUGUCAUGCUAUUAUUAGUAUAAUUCCUUUACUGUUGAUAUUCGAGUAUUAACAAAUAUUCAGGUAUUAGUGUCAUCAGCUUGACCUUUGAUUUUAGUUUAGUAGCUUUUUAAUUAUCUACAUUUCUCUCGAGAAAUUUCUCAUUUUGUUUGCAAAGACAAGUUAAAAAACUCGGCAAUCUCGUCAAACUUCGAUUACCUAUUGAUUGUCAGACAGACACUGUCAAAGAUGUUGGUGCGUACUAUAAUCUUACUGUACCCUUUCUGAGGUGCCAGUUUCACUUAUGAAUAACCAUUUAGUGGUCGGAUAAUGUUAUGAAAGCCAAUAGUUGAUCCCAACUGCUUGAACACGAAUAUUCAAAAUUUGUGCACUCGGAUGUGUUUUAGCAACAACAUACAUUGAGUCAGACAGACAACAUCGAUAAAUAUCGGUAUAUAUUUUAUGCUCAUUACCUGUUGAAUCCCUAGAAUCUAUUAGAUUUGAUAAUCAUUUGUCAUUUUCUUUAAGCCAGUCGAAGUGAGAGAGGAAGUAAAAAAGAUUAUUAGAUAAAGGGUGUAAGAUGUUGAAAGUUCAUUUAUUCUAGACUUUGAUCCAUUACAUUAGACAUUUGGCUUUUGUCCAGUAUGUCACUAAUUUGAACCCUCAUUUUACCUGUUAAGGUUGCACCUGCCAGGCCUCAUCACCAGCCGUCACUACAGGUGCAGUUCAUUGCCAAAUGAGUUAAUAUGUACAUGGUUUUCGUAGGUAUUUAUGUCCAAAAAGUUCCAUUUUAUUUAUCCUGCAUCACUCCGCUAUUUGUUGGGAAAUGUAUAGUUGACUGCAUUUAUUUUCAGUCCCAGUAAAUUAUAGUUAACUGGCUGGGGAAAAUAAUGCUAUGCUUUAUCAGUUAUCCACAUUAUUUCGAUGACUGUUUAUUCGUCUGUAAGCAGCAAAGAAUGACAUUUUAGUUAGUUUUGUGUGUCAGUCUUAUAAAUUCCUGAAGUACUCACCAUAAAUAAAUUCCUAAUAUUUCAUUUAGUAUUCUGGCAAUUAUACUGACUCACGAGUAAUAUCACUCUGUAUCAGUGACCGUAGCUGGUAUACUGCAUAUUAUGACUGUCAUAAUCUGUUUAAUUACCAUGGUAGUAUUUGGAAACAAAAAACUACGCACAUAAAUUAACUGUUGAGAAUCUCUUCUUGAAGAGUUUAUGAAUAGUAAACCUGUGUGUUCACCGACGGCGGAAUUAUGGUCCGAGAACCUAGUGAGUGAUUUUCUGUCGAUAGUUACGAAUCACUGUAAUUUCCGAUUUAAUUCAGGUGGUCAAGAUUGUAAAUAAAAUAAAAUAAAUUGAUAUAUUUAGACUGGCUCUCAGCAAAUUUGCUUCUCGACAAAACUUAGUUACAAUGAGGUUUUAAAUAUUGAUGUGCUUACGUCACCAUAAAGUCUAAGGUAUAAGCAUGUAAUCAGUGAGUGGCGUAUUUCUCAUUACUGUUAAACAGUCACAGAAUAAUUGAAUGCAUUAAUUCAGUAUCUAUUGAAUUUUAGUGUUCGUGAAAGAUUUCGAAAUGAAAGCGCUAAACAGUUUAGGACGCUUAACACGUCUUCGUGAUUUACUAAAAGCUAGAAAUUUACAGGCAUACAUUGUGCCAACAGAAGAUGAGCACUUUAAUGAGUAUGUAGCUGCUGCAGAUCAGCGUUGCGCAUUUAUUUCUGGAUUCACGGGUUCUUCUUGUUCUAUCGUCAUCACCUUAGACAAAGCUGCUUUAUGGACUGAUGGUCGAUAUCAGUUACAGGCUUCUAAUGAAUUAGACGAAAAUUGGAUAUUAUUCAGAAAUGACUUAUCUGAUUCCCCUACAAAAGCUAAGUGGAUUGUAUCAUCUACACCGCCUGGUUCAUGUAUUGGUUAUGAUGGCAGACAAAUACCUUAUACAGGAAUUCAAGCAUUAUGCAAAGAGUUAAUUAGUGCUGAAGCUGAAAUUGGUAUCUUGCCGGAUAAUAUGGGGAAUAAAACUUCUCAAAGUCGACAAUUAAUUGAUCUGCCUAAUACGAAUUUAAUUGAUCUAGUCUGGGAAUCAAUGUCUGAAUUACACAUUGAAAAUGUUCAACGUCCAUUGCGUUCAUCGAAUCCUCUCAUGUUUAUUCCAUUAUCAUUUUCUGGUUCAACAUGGAAAGAAAAAAUAGGUCGUGUUAGACAUACAAUGCAACUGAAAGGUACACAAAUGUUAAUCCUAUCUGCAUUGGAUGAAAUUGCCUGGUUAUUUAAUCUACGUGGAAAUGAUAUACUGUAUAAUCCUGUAUUUUAUGCUUAUGCUAUCAUUGGUACGAAUACUGUUGACUUAUUUUUAAAUCCAAAUACUGUUAAUCAAACGUCAGGAUUAGAAGAGUACUUGAAGGAUGAUCAGUGUGUUGUAAAUAUUCACCCGUAUUCUGAGUUUUUUAAUUACCUCGAAGGAAUUGUUCAACGCUCAAUAGACAGUCAACCAUAUUUUCGAGUAUGGCUUGAUUUUGUCGCUAGUCAGGCAAUUGUGUCUAGAGUACCAGAAAAUCAUCGUUUUAUUUAUCUAUCACCUGUAGCUGAAAUGAAAGCAGUUAAAGCAUUAUCAGAGUUGGAUGGUAUUCGACAGAUACAUAUCACUGAUUCACUAGUUCUAUGCGACUAUUUAGCCUGGUUAGAAGAAGAGGCUAACGUCUGGAGAAAUAGUAGUCAAAAACACUCAGGUGAUAGUGAACCAAUUAAACCGAAUCCAGAGAAUGGUGCAGGUCUACCGGUUAUAAAGCCACCGAGUGUUUUAACUGAAUCAUCAGCUGCUCAAUAUUUAGAUGCAUUGAGAGCACAAGCUAAAGAUUUUACCAGUCUAAGCUUUAGUACAAUAUCUGGUGCUGAUUCAAAUGGUGCUAUUGUACAUUAUCAUCCUGUUGAAGGUCAAGAUGCGCCUAUUACCAGUUCAAGUGUAUACCUUGUUGAUUCUGGUGGUCAGUAUCUAACUGGUACAACAGAUGUCACGAGGACAAUUCAUUUAAAUGAACCUACUACAGAAGAGAAGAAUUGUUAUACAACUGUACUGAAAGCUCAUAUUUCACUUGCUAUGCAAAUUUUUCCAUCAAAUACACCCGGUUCACGGCUUGAUGUUGUAGCACGUGGUGUAAUGUGGCAAUUCUGCGGUAAUUAUGCUCAUGGUACAGGACAUGGUGUUGGUGCCUUUUUGAAUGUACAUGAAGGUCCUAUCGGAUUAUCUGGAAGUCGAUUGAAUAUGUAUUCACGGAUGGGUAUAGUAGAACCGGGCAUACAUGAGAAUAUGACUCUUCGGUAGUACGCAUCAAGGAUUGAACCAAAAACCUACAGGUUGACUAUUCAGCCUCUGGGACGACAUCCAGCAGUCCAUCAAUUCCAGCUUCUGCCAUUUCACAAUGUAAUAGUACAAUCGCCAACCACACACACACACACACACUCAACUUGGUGAACCCAGGUGGUCACGACUUCUUACUACAGUUUCAAACAAUUUUUUUCCUACAGUCAGUCACUACUGGGCAGUUGACUCAUUCGUAAUCAAUCUUGAAAUCAAUCAAAUCCCUACAAAGUACUAACAGUUUAAAUUAUUAUUUGUUUCCCUCAAUUUUCAUUUUCUUUAAAUGGUUUUUUUUCAAUAUAAUAGGUAGUUACCAUUGAACCAGGUUUCUACUGGACUGAUCACUUUGGUAUACGUCUAGAAAAUGUUGUAUUUGUUGUCCCUGUUCCCGUUAGUGGUAUGCUAGAUGCCACGACUACCUCUCCUGUUAACACCGGCAACAGCGAAAAUCAUCUCCCUGUAAAUGAUCAUUCUUUUCGUUUACCACCAUUAGAUGAUACUGUUAAAUGGCUUACAUUUGAACCAGUCACUCUGGUACCAUUUCAGCAUAAAUUUAUUAACAAGAGUCUAUUGAGUCAGGAUGAAUUGAAUUGGUUAAAUAAUUAUCAUAAAACAGUUCGUCGCGUUUUAUGUAAUCGUAUUUUACAAGAAGUCAGUUCCACAUUAACAAUAAAUGAUAUUGUCAAGGAGAAAGAUACAUCGGUAUUGUCAUCGAAGGAGAUAUCAGUCUUAUCGUCUAGUCGAAAACGUUGUUUACAAUGGAUAUUUGAUCAGACAGAACCUUUUGUUUAAAUUUUAUGGGCUUUGUAGGAUCUUUUUUCAAUUUGAUUUGAAGAUAAUCUCUGUCUUCCUGUUGUCUACCGUUUUAGGCUUUCACAGAAAUAUAAUACAUUAGUAUUUCUUUGAAUUAUAUUAAAUAAUCUGAUUAUUUAUUCAUUUACAAAGUUUAUUCGGUGUUAUAUAUAUAUAUAUAUAUAUAUAUAUAUAUAUCAAACUUUGUUAAUAAAAGUUAUGUUAAAGAUGUAUUCACCAAUUAAACGGGUCAAUAACGUUGAAGCGACAUGGACUACCUAAUGAUAAAAGUAAUAAAACUUUCUAGACAUAUGAGAUAUUCAAUAAAUCCUUCUUUUGUUACUGAUGUGAUAAAAAUGAAGAUCCUAUUAUUACUGUUAUGGCUGUUAUUAAUUAUGACCAAAUAAAUAACAGUUUUAAUAACUUUAUUCUGAA
This is a messenger RNA of Trichobilharzia regenti, 4807 nucleotides long. The record is from the annotation of a GenBank genome assembly. Lineage: Eukaryota; Metazoa; Platyhelminthes; Trematoda; Strigeidida; Schistosomatidae.